CCAUCAAAAAUAAUGAUUAAUUUAGAAGAUAAUGUACAGUAUGUGUCCAUGAGAAAAACUCUAAAAGUGAAGAGACCUCGUUUUGAUGUAUCAUUGGUCUAUUUAACUCGGAAAUUUAUGGAUCUUGUCAGAAAUGCUCCUGGGGGUAUUCUUGACUUAAACAAGGUCGCUACAAAACUGGGAGUGCGGAAACGAAGAGUGUAUGACAUCACCAACGUCCUAGAUGGGAUCGACCUGGUUGAAAAAAAAUCUAAGAACCACAUUCGAUGGAUAGGAUCUGACCUCAACAAUUUUGGAGCUGUGCCCCAACAGAAGAAGCUGCAGGAGGAACUUUCUGACUUAUCAGCGAUGGAAGAAGCUCUGGAUGAGUUAAUUAAGGAUUGUGCUCAGCAGUUGUUCGAGUUAACAGAUGACAAAGAAAAUGAAAGACUAGCAUAUGUGACGUACCAAGAUAUCCACAGCAUUCAGGCCUUUCAUGAGCAGAUUGUUAUCGCAGUGAAGGCUCCAGCAGAAACUAGACUGGACGUUCCAGCCCCCAGAGAAGACUCCAUCACGGUGCAUAUACGGAGCACCAAGGGGCCCAUUGACGUCUAUCUGUGUGAGGUGGAGCAGGGCCGCUCAAGCAGUAAGGUGUCUGGAGGUGCAGGAACCUCAUCAUCUAAAGGCAAACAUGCAAAAAACCCUGAUAAAGAAGAAAGUCCUCCACAGCAAAGUGAAGAACAGCUUGAAGUGAGCAACUGAUGGGCUCUGAGCAUGCGUGUGCCGAGUGGUUUGGAGCAUCCCGUGGAUGGUUACGCAUCAAGUUUGAUCCUCAGAGCAACAGGUCACUGUGAGGUCCCCUCCUCCUCAGCACUAGCAUCAAGCCCCGUGGUGUGUUUGAGUGGCUCACUACUUAGGUUCCUGCAUUAUUAUGGUUUCCACGUUCAAAAGCAACUCUUUUAAAAUUCACCGCUUUUUGUCAGGGAAGUAUGCUUUUUUUCAGCCUGCCUACUGAAAUAGCUUCCUCACAAAGAUAGCUCUAAAACCGUCCGUCAAGCCUGAAUGGACAGUCCUCUGGGCUCUGCGCCUCCUCCAAGGAUCAUGUGUCAUUAUACAAAAGCAGUUGCCUUACACAAGUUCAUGUCUGCAGUGAGCUGCUGCGCACUGAUGGGGUGCACCCGCCAUCUGAAUGUGAUUUCUGUAUAUAUCUGUAUAGUGUUUAGGUUACCUAUGCUUCUAAGUGGAUCUUUUCACAUUGUACAGCCAAAAUCAUGUAUAUAUGGAAAUUAAUAGGCAAAUUCUCUAAUUUCUGUGGCACAUGUAACUUAUUAGAACCCUGUGAGUGUGGUUUAGAGGAGCCUUUUUUCCAAACUUCUACAUGUAGAGUAGCAUAAAUAUGCUAUAAUACAGUAAAGAUCAUGGGUUUAAUUCAGAAUUUCAGCAUGACUCACAGGGCUGGAAUUGGAUGUCGAACCACCUACAGUUACUGUGUCUGAGGAGACCGGUGGCUGCCCCAAACCUUUAGGGACAAGUGUAGAAAUGCCAUCAGAUAGUGUCUUAGUUGAGUGUAAGGCACCAAUUCAAUUACAGUGACAGGUGGAAACUGUUGUAACCUUUUUGCCAGCAGGUUUUGUGAUAGUGUUUCUGUGUGCAGCUUGCUCUUCAAUCAGGGGUUUACUUAGGCGCUAGUUGUACCUGCCCUCACUCCCGCUCUGGUCCCCCAUUUCCAAGUACCUAGCUAACUCUACCUCACUGGGUAAAUCGUGUACCACUCUGUGCCUCAGUUCACUCGUAGUUUACCAUUAGACUGUGAGCUCCUUGAGGGACUUUGUCUUAAUCAUUGUACACCCAGAGCCUUGCACCGUGCCUGCCCGGCAAUAAGUGCUCAGUAAAUGUUUGAACAAAUCGGCGAGUGAGUGAAUUGUAAAAUGAGACUAAAAUACUUGGCUUGUCUACCAUACAGGAUUCUUAUAAGCGUCAUUCAGAUUUGUAUUUUAAAUGCCUCUUGCUUUCAAAGAAAAACCUGAAGCAACUUGAAAUUAAGAUCAUGUAUAAAAAGAUUUAAAAUAGAAACAAAAAUGAAAAUAUUGAAAAA
Messenger RNA from Miniopterus natalensis, 2074 nucleotides. The record is from RefSeq and is a predicted model, not a curated record. Lineage: Eukaryota; Metazoa; Chordata; Mammalia; Chiroptera; Miniopteridae.